AUGCGCAAAUUUCAAAUGCCAACCGUACAAACAAUCCUGAUGAUUACAAGAGUCAUUGCUAGUUUGACAAACUUGCCUCUCAUCAUUAAUAGUUCCAGAGUUCUCAGAAACAUCCACAAGGCCUUACUAGAGACUCAAACUUUACUACGCACUCAGGUUGCAAAUUUUACCUUCAACCUUGGAUUUUCAGGAAAAUUUUACCACACAGGAACCAUUGAAGAGGAUGAAGGUGAUGACCUAUUGCUAAAUUCUGUGGAUGAGUUCUGGUGGUUUCCACAUAUGUGGAGUCACAUGCAGCCACAUCUCUUCCAUAAUGAGUCGUCGCUGGUGGAGCAGAUGAUUCUCAACAAGGAAUUUGCACUAGAGCAUGGUAUUCCAACUGAUAUGGGCUAUGCAGUUGCUCCACACCAUUCUGGUGUCUAUCCUGUUCAUAUUCAGCUUUAUGAAGCCUGGAAGAAAGUGUGGGGUAUUAAAGUCACCAGCACUGAAGAGUACCCUCAUCUGAAACCUGCACGGUACAGACGGGGCUUCAUCCACAAUGGCAUCAUGGUUCUCCCUAGACAGACAUGUGGACUUUUCACCCAUACAAUCUUUUAUAAAGAAUAUCCUGGGGGGCCUCAAGAAUUAGACAAAAGCAUCCGAGGAGGCGAACUGUUUCUUACCAUCCUUCUCAACCCCAUCAGUAUCUUCAUGACUCACUUGUCCAACUACGGGAAUGACCGCUUGGGUUUGUACACCUUUGUCAAUCUGGCCAGCUUUGUUCAAAGCUGGACUAACCUGAAGUUCCAGACUCUGCGUCCAGUUCAGCUGGCUCACAAGUACUUUGAUCUUUUCCCCGAGCAAAAAGACCCACUGUGGCAGAAUCCAUGUGAUGACAGACGCCAUCGGGAUAUCUGGUCUAGAGAUAAAUCUUGUGAACACCUGCCAAAAUUUCUUGUGAUUGGUCCACAGAAAACAGGAACAACAGCACUUUAUUUAUUUCUUCUUAUGCAUCCUUCCAUCAUUAGUAAUCUCCCCAGUCCAAAAACCUUUGAAGAAGUUCAGUUCUUUAACGGAAACAACUACCACAAGGGAAUUGACUGGUAUAUGAAUUUUUUCCCUACCCCUUCUAAUACCACCACUGAUAUCGUAUUUGAGAAAAGUGCCAACUACUUCCAUUCAGAAGAAGCUCCCAGACGUGCUUCCUCCCUCAUUCCCAAGGCAAAACUCAUCACCAUUCUCAUUGAUCCAUCGGACCGAGCAUACUCCUGGUAUCAGCAUCAGCGUUCUCACGAAGACCCUGCUGCUUUGAAGUACAAUUUCUAUGAAGUGAUUACAUCAGAUAACUGGGCACCCCCUGAGUUAAAGACUCUACAGAAACGUUGCUUGACUCCUGGAUGGUAUGCGGUGCAUAUUGAAAGAUGGCUAACAUACUUUCCCACUUCACAGUUGCUCAUCAUUGAUGGACAGCAGCUCAGAAGUGACCCAGCUACUGUAAUGGAUGAAGUGCAGAAGUUUCUGGGAGUUUCUCCUCAUUAUAAUUACUCAGAAGCCCUAACGUUUGACCCUCAGAAAGGCUUUUGGUGUCAGCUGCUGGAGGGAGGAAAGACAAAAUGCCUGGGGAAAAGCAAAGGCCGAAAGUACCCACCAAUGGAUCAAGAGUCCAGGGCAUUCCUAUCAAACUACUACAGAGAUCACAAUGUAGAACUCUCCAAACUGCUGCACAGACUAGGACAGCCAUUACCAUCCUGGCUAAGACAAGAGCUUCAGAAAGUGAGAUAGCACGGAAGAUGGGAGGAGCCAAAACUCUCAUGGCCUGUUUUCUUUGCUCAA
Messenger RNA from Gekko japonicus, 1812 nucleotides. Its product is annotated as bifunctional heparan sulfate N-deacetylase/N-sulfotransferase 4. Gene Ontology annotation, molecular function: deacetylase activity; heparan sulfate N-sulfotransferase activity. Bases 1 to 1761 code for a protein of 586 amino acids. The transcript is spliced from 13 exons. NCBI's taxonomy places the organism in Eukaryota, Metazoa, Chordata, Lepidosauria, Squamata, Gekkonidae. Gene Ontology annotation, cellular component: Golgi apparatus. The record is from RefSeq and is a predicted model, not a curated record.